AUGGAAAAAUAUGUGCUCAGUGAUCUUAUUGGCGAAGGUUCGUUCGGAAAAGUCUAUAAAGCUGUUGAAAAAUUAUCAUCGAAAACAGUCGCGCUUAAGAUUAUAAACAAGCGGGGACGAUCAGGAAGAGAAUUAAAAGGAUUGCGAGGCGAAUGUGAGAUACAGCAAAAUCUACGACACCCAAACAUUAUACGGAUGUUAGAUUCCUUCGAAACAGACAAUGAGAUAAUGGUGGUAACUGAAUACGCAAAAACAGAUCUACAUAGCUUACUACGUGAUGGAUCGUUGGGAGAACCAAAGACACAGCGUAUUACCUUUAAUCUAGUGUCUGCGUUGUAUUAUCUUCAUUCCCAUCGCAUUCUGCAUCGUGAUUUGAAACCGCAAAACAUUUUGCUGGACCGAAAUAUGUCCGCAAAGCUGUGCGAUUUUGGAUUUGCUCGCAAUAUGACUAUGGGAACUCAUGUGCUAACAUCCAUAAAAGGAACGCCACUGUAUAUGGCACCGGAGCUAUUAGAAGCCAAACCAUACGAUCAUCAUGCAGAUUUAUGGUCGUUAGGUUGUAUUAUUUAUGAAAUGCUUGCAGGUGAACCACCAUUCAGCUCUACUUCUAUGAUACAUUUAGUGCGGCUAAUUCGUAACCAGUACAUCAAGUGGCCAAGUUAUUUGACCAGUAAUUGCAUUUCAUUCGUUCAAGGGUUGCUUGAGCGAGAUCCUUCAAAGCGAAUGAGCUGGGCAAUCAUCUUGGACCAUUCGUUUGUGAAAGGUCAUAUAAUUCUGAUCGAAGACGACGUUCCACAAUCCCCUUUUACAUAUCCGCUAACUGCAUCACAAUCCAGAGAUAAAAUAAAUCAAACCAAACAGCUGACAAAUAGAUUGAAUAGCUCCCAUUAUAAACCACGAGAAGAAGAUCUAACUACAUCUAAGGAUAGUAUAAAUGUAAAUUUGCAAAGUGACUUUGAGUAUCAGGAAACGGACACUGAUGAGUAUGGAGGGAACGCGAAUACAGAAAAUGGUAUAGGAAUGUUCAAUAAUGCUAGCAUAUUGAAUUAUGCAUCAAAGGUAUAUCGUAGAAGUCAAAAUGAAGUAUAUAUUGAGGAACAACGAGUGCCGCCCGUUCAAUUAACGGAGUAUCCCAAUCUCGUAGUCAGUAGUUUCAACGAUAAUUUCCCUAUCUUGACUCAACAUCGCCCUGUCCCAGUUACUCAAUGCACAACUUUUAGUAACGAUGUGCUACAGCAUCAGUUGCCCAAAGAAAUGUUUCAAUGCAAUGUAAAAUCUCAAGAACUAGAAAGGCGAAAGCUAAGCCAAAGCAUUGACAACUUUUCAGUGCGCAUUGAAUCGGAAAAGCAAGCUUUUUCAAACCAACUUUUGCUAAAAUCGUCUAAUUCUUGCAAUGUCAUACAAGAGGAAAUACAACAAAAAAGCACAGAUAAGAUCACACCAAAUUUGCUGCCUGGUUGGGAUUCAUGUGAUGAAUCGCAAAAUCCUCCUAUAGAAAACGAAGAAUGGCUGGCUUUUCUACAACGUUCAAUGCAAGAAGUACUUGACGGUGAACUAGAAUCAUUGAAACAGCAGAAUUUUGUUUGCAUUAUCGUAGCUCCGUUGCGCAACAAUCGAGCCAGUGCCAAGGUUAUUGAGAACGUAGCACAUUUACUCAGUCUUCCAUUAGCGAUCAACACACCACCGACGAUAUUGCACAACAUAAUUAAUGUUUAUGGGGAACUAAAACUUGUACCGAAUUUAGUAUACGCCUCAAAACUUCUUUGCAUGAAAAUGAUAGUCGAGAAUUCAUCAACAAGUGAAAGUAAAUCAGGGUUAAGCUAUAACCAAUCCGUCAGUUCCGUUCGUCAUCUGUCUUCAUUAGAUAACGACGAGAUUAAAACUCUUAUCGCCAUUUAUGAUCUCAUAUGCUACCUCAUUCACAUGGGCGAUAUAUUUUUAAACCAGUUCUGCGACGCCAUCGAAAUUUUAGGCGUUAAAGAACUAUUUGUUAAUUUCAUCUCCGUUGUUCAUGUCAAUGACGCAUACAUUCGCCUCGUUUGCUCGUUACUCGCCCUCCUGAAUUGUGCCUUACGAGAAUUACCAGAGAAUGCAGAAAUUAUCGAACAGAUAGUAUUUCAUGAAAAUGUAAACUUUAUGGCUUUGCUUAAACAUAAUAAUGCUGUCUUGCGGCUUCGAACUUGUAUGUUACUUCGUAUUCUAGCUAGAUUCAGCUGUCUUGCUUUACAGAAAAGAUGGACAAAUGAAAUCAAGGAUUGCUUGGAAUUUCUACUCUUAGAUGAGAAUACUGAUGUGAAGCAGGAAGCCAAAUAUGCUAUGGAAGAAUUUAAAUAUCUUUCUUUCGUUACUACUGAAAUCUGCUGAAUGUUUACUUUCCUAUAAUGGUGAAUGCUGCAUGAUAACAUCAAGAGCAUAUUUAACUUGUUUUUAGUGUAAUGCUAAUAUGAAAAACUCGUGUUUCUCAAUAUAAUCUCUGUUAAUUUUUGUAAACAGUCA
Messenger RNA from Anopheles nili, 2496 nucleotides. It is a transcript of the gene fu, whose product is annotated as serine/threonine-protein kinase fused. NCBI's taxonomy places the organism in Eukaryota, Metazoa, Arthropoda, Insecta, Diptera, Culicidae. The record is from RefSeq and is a predicted model, not a curated record. Gene Ontology annotation, cellular component: cytoplasm. The coding region runs from base 1 to 2364 and encodes 787 amino acids. Gene Ontology annotation, biological process: protein phosphorylation. The transcript has 4 exons. Gene Ontology annotation, molecular function: ATP binding; protein kinase activity.